CAAGGGUGGGUUUGCCUGAUCGAUAUCCAGGGUCCUUUCUCCAGCCUACUAUUCAGCAAAGGGGCCCCCUUUUUUAACCUCAAUGUUACUUGAACGUCCUCUUGAAGAGAAAGCCAACAAUAUCUCCAGGCCAUGCACUAGAUAGCUGGAGUACUUAGUGCAAAUGAGGAGCCCCAUGACCUCCACACUCCUCGAUUCAGAGGACACCCAGACUUGGAAUACGUAACCGGGAUAAUGAUGACUUGUGAUCAAAGUUCGGCCAUGGACUACGACAAAAUACAGUCCGCCAGUCCGACCCGUACCCAUUAUCGGGAUGUCUUCGAAUGGGAUGAUACAUCCUACGCUUUGGCAGUGGACCCAGAAAAAGAUCAAGUCCGAGAGACCCUUUUCGAGGCAAUGAGAUCAGGUUCCUUGGCUCAAGUCGAGUAUCUCCACGAUCGCCAUGGCCCCGAAAUUUUUGAUGAACGAGACGAGUACGGUCAUUCCUCGGCCCAUUGGAUGGCGUUGAAUGGACACAUCUCAAUAGCGCGGUUCAUGGUGAGCAAACGAAUCAAAGUGGAUCUCCAUUCCGAUAACGGGCAGGGACCCCGACCAAUUCACUGGGCUAGUCGAAAUGGCCACGUAGCCGUGGUUGACGAGCUUCUAGGCGCUGGUGUACCCGUUGAUGCCACGGAUCACAAAGGUUUGACUCCGUUGAUGAUGGCGUGUAUGUUCGGGAGGUCACUCAUGGCAGCUUAUCUAUUGGGUCGAGGUGCCCAACCCCAUCUCACGGACAUGAAUGGAGAUUCAGCUCUUCAUUGGGCAGCCUACAAAGGAUUUCCUUCCGUGAUGCAAAUGCUCAUCUAUUCAGGAUUUGAUCCACAAAAACCGGACAAUUUUGGUUCCUCUCCAUUACAUUUGGCUUGUAUUUCCGGCAACCUUAUGGCUGUCAAGCUCCUAUGUGCCAAGAGCAGCGUCGAUCUUGAACCCCGCGAUCGCAAUCGCAAAACACCGUUGGAUUUAGCGGCAAAACACGGACACGAAGAUAUCAUCAAAUUCCUCGAAACCGAAAAGCGGCGGCGCAAUCACUUCCUUCCGGUUUUUUUGGACAUUUGGACUCUGGUGUUUGGGCAAACUGGCCGAACGAAAGGCCCGAUUCUAUUCUUCCUUGGUUCCGUUCUUUUGUGGGCCUAUCCGAUGUACUUUUUGCGAUGUAUUCCUGUGACGUGGAAUAUUCUACCCCAAACGCAUUACACGUUUAUUGUGAUGAAUAUUGUCAUGUGGGUGAGUUUAUUGGUGGCCAACCAACGAGAUCCCGGAUUCCUCGCCAAAAAUACCGAAGAGUAUCAUAGAGCCAUUAAGCAAAUUGCCUAUUAUGAUGAAUGGAAAGGCCAAAGGAACAACGAUAUCAUGAGGCUCUGUCACACAUGUCGAGUUGUUCGACCACUUCGAACCAAGCAUUGCCGAAUUUGCGAUCGCUGUGUCGCUCAAUUUGACCACCAUUGUCCGUACAUUUAUAAUUGUGUGGGAUUACGCAACAGGGGAUGGUUUCUGACGUUCACGUUAAGCGUGGCCAUCAAUUGCUCCAUCACAAUUUUCUUCGCCUUUUAUUGCAUUAGUGUUGAGGGUUGGAAACUCUUGUAUGUCAUUGGUCUCAUAGAGGCCUUCAUUUUCUGUGGCUUGGGUUGGCUCCUCUCUGGAUUUACGCUCUUGUACGCGGCCAUGAACCUCACCACGAACGAGAUGUUCAACUACAAGCGCUACAACUAUCUCAAGAACUCCAGAGGUAAAUAUCAUAAUCCAUUUUCUCGGGGCAUUCUUAUGAAUUUGGCCGAGUUCUUUCUCUGUCUCCCACCCGUCGAGUCGGAUGAGAUUCGGGCCUUGGAAGAGAACUAGUUUUGAUCCCGCUCGCCCAAUGGGUCUCAUGCCAUUCCAUCCCCCAUCCAGAAAAAUCAGACAACAAUCAACAAGAGACAGUAAGUGAAUCGGAUCAGCUCAUCGACUUCAUCCGAGCCUAAAACUUCGACAGACGUCCGCCAACCAAAUUCCAUUCUUGCCUUCUUCGUCCAUGACAUAACCAACCAUUCAAGUAUUCCAUCUCGAUCUGGUACAAACUACAUUAUGAUUGUCCAUUACGUGGAAAUGAAAACAAUAAACCCCGUUUUUGAGCUACAAUAAA
Messenger RNA from Tigriopus californicus, 2158 nucleotides. RefSeq lists its product as uncharacterized. Gene Ontology annotation, cellular component: Golgi membrane. NCBI's taxonomy places the organism in Eukaryota, Metazoa, Arthropoda, Copepoda, Harpacticoida, Harpacticidae. Gene Ontology annotation, molecular function: palmitoyltransferase activity; protein binding. Gene Ontology annotation, biological process: protein palmitoylation. The record is from RefSeq and is a predicted model, not a curated record. The transcript has 9 exons. The coding region runs from base 235 to 1875 and encodes 546 amino acids.